This is a messenger RNA of Aspergillus caelatus, 1782 nucleotides long. RefSeq names its product putative endosomal sorting complex protein TSG101. Gene Ontology annotation, biological process: protein modification process; protein transport; endosome to lysosome transport. Lineage: Eukaryota; Fungi; Ascomycota; Eurotiomycetes; Eurotiales; Aspergillaceae. The record is from RefSeq and is a predicted model, not a curated record. The transcript has 4 exons. Gene Ontology annotation, cellular component: ESCRT I complex. Bases 1 to 1782 code for a protein of 593 amino acids. Gene Ontology annotation, molecular function: ubiquitin binding.
AUGGCUGCUGUGCCGCAGAGGACUCUUAACUGGUUAUACAGUGUAUUGAUUCGGGAUCAUUACGAUUCCCGACAGACCUAUCAGGACCCCAAUCGCACCUACUAUGAUGUGGCCUCCGUGCUUGCUCAGUAUACUUCCCUGUCUCCACGAACCGAAGUCUACACAUACGAAAAUGGUUUCUCGGCCCUCCUCCUGCAGCUCACUGGCACGGUCCCCGUCACAUUUCGCGGCACGGUGUACAAGUUUCCCAUAUCAUUAUGGGUUCCCAAUACUUACCCUCGAGAGCCGCCGAUUGUUUAUGUGACCCCAACCCAGGAUAUGGCUGUUCGAGUUGGCCAACAUGUGACGUUGGAGGGAAGAGUGUAUCAUCAUUACUUGGCACACUGGGCAGAGGCCUGGGAGAGAUCAACUCUCGUCGAUCUCGUAUCUAUACUCCGUGAGGUUUUUGCAAAGGAGCCACCGGUCCGAUACAAGCAACAAGAGCUACCGCUACGCCCACAACAACAACCCGAGCCAACUCAAACACCACCUCCUCUACCUCCACUCCCAGCAGAACUCGGAUUAUCCGUGUCUCGCUCACCACUGAACCAGAAUGUGCCUUCGCCAGCGACGGCAACUCAAGUGCCACCUCCCCCGCCUCCCAAACCUGGACAAGCCGCCUCCGCUGAACAACAGCAACCGAUUCCAGCAGCGCAGCAUAACUCUUCGUCACCUCUUCCUCCGCUGCCGCCAAAGGAACAGGAUCCUCGGUGGCCACCUCGACGCCAUGCGAGUACUAGCACCCCUACAGGUCGGCCAUCACAGUAUCCACCAGAACAAGGUGGCAUCAUGGAAGGCCCAACCCCGACGCAUCGGCAUCCUCAGCGGCAGCACGCCAUGCCACACCCCAUGCCAGCCUAUGCACAAGGCCCCCUAUCUUCCCAAGCUGACAACCGAGCACCGCCUGGCGCAAUGCCGCAGCAGUUCCCCCGUGGGCCUCAGCAACAGCCACCCUAUGGCAUCCCUCAGCAAGUUUCUCCGCAUCGCCCGACACACCACCAAGCAAAUGGAGGAUACCAGCAGAUGCCACCGCCGCAAACGCCUCAACAGGCACCUCAUCACGUUUUGCAGCAACCAUCUUCAGCGAACCAACCGGCGACGAAGCCCAGGGCCGAAACCCCUGACCUUCUGACUUCCCCUUUUGAGGUUGAGCUUCCAUCAUUCGCCUCCGGACCUGCGCCACCAAUUCCCCCCAAUCCAGAAAAGGAUGCACUGUUACACACUGUGUCGAAGGCAUUGGCCGAGACACUGCAGACGAAUGUGUCGCAAACCGAAUCCGCGGCACGAUCUCUACUGUCACAGUCGGACUCUUUGCACGCAGCGAUCGCCACCUUACAAGGCGAGAUCUCAUCGUUAAAUACCCUCAAUUCAAGCCUCCAGUCCAACACCUCCAUCCUGCAACAGUCCCUGCAUCGCGCCGAUGCCGUCAUUGCCGAUGCGCAAAGUCGCAUAUCGUCAUCUGCUGCACAGUCGAGCUCGGAUCCAGUGCCCUCCGGUCUUCCUCCGAUUGACGAGGUCCUCGUCGCCCCAACCGUUGUGGGCAAGCAACUCUACGACUUGGUCGCAGAGGAACGCGGUAUCCAGCAGGCCAUCUACGCCCUACAAACCGCUCAUGUCAAAGGUGUUAUCGGGGUAGAAACAUGGUCCCGGCACACGCGCGGGUUGGCGCGCGAGGCCUUCUUGAAGCGAGCUCUUAUACGAAAAAUCGGGAAGGGCAUGGGUCUUGAGGAAUACCAAAUCUAA